This is a messenger RNA of Cyanistes caeruleus (blue tit), 1830 nucleotides long. Lineage: Eukaryota; Metazoa; Chordata; Aves; Passeriformes; Paridae. The record is from RefSeq and is a predicted model, not a curated record.
CCAACUUAUACCCAUGUUCACCUCUGCCAGAAACAUGCCAAAAACCCCUCUGGGACUUUGGACUCCAGCUGGCACCAGACCAAGAGAGUUACAAGAAGAAUGAAGAAGUGGGGCUGAGCUGUCCCAAGGGUUUCCAGCCAACCUUCACCCAUGUAAAAUGUACAGGAAAACUUCUGUCUGUUAUCAAUGGAAAACCUGUGUACAGAGAAACUUGGAAUGGAAGAGACACAAGUGGCAAUUGGAUCAGCAUUCAGUCCAAGUUCAGGGUACAGUGCCUUGAGAAAUGCCAGAAGCCCCAGUGGGACCCCAGGUUUAUCUUUGACCAAAAACAGGCAACCUUCAACCCAAAUGAACUGGUGAAGAUGAGCUGCCCUGACGGGUACUGGCCUUCUCACAUGGAGCUUAAAUGUGUGAUAUUGAAGCCAAGGGAAGGUUCUGUGGUUCCUCGUAGCGGCUGGAUAGUGAGGAAUGGCACAGACACCUGGUACCGUAUGGAGAAGAAUUUGAGCUGUGUUGAAGUCCUCCAGGUUGACCUUGAGAGUCUGAAGAUUUCCAGCACCAGCAUCAAACUGAACUGGACCUGCAUGCACCCUGACAUGUGCCAGCAUAUUCGGGCCAGGUGCCGGCUGGAGCACCAUUCCUCUUCAAACUGUGAGGCUAAGGAGGUGAAAAGAGAAGAGAUACUACAAGGCCAGGAGGGAACAUUCACCUGCUCCGCUUUGCAGCCCUUCACUGUCUACAGUGUCACCAUCUCCCUGCUGCCUAGAACAAUCCUGUACACAUGGCUCCUCACGACAAAGGAAACAGUGCCAGACAAACCAGAAAACCUGUUGAUGGAUGUCAGCACGGGGUCCCUCAGGUGGAAGGCGCUGCCCUCCUGCAAAGGGGAGAUUAUUGGAUACCAGCUGAACAUCACCACCAUGAGAGCAGAGGACGGCAGCUUCCUCGGAUUCAGUCAGGAGUUGGUGAACCAGUCUGUCUCUGAGUAUGUGCCACCUAAUCAGAGAGCUGGCAGGAAAUACCUGGUGACAGUGCAGGGCCUGACGGCAGCUGGGGCUGGGGCUGCAGCAGAGCUGGAAUUCAAAACCUACAUCCAGGGCCCUUGGCCUGUGUCAGCAGUCAGUGUAGUGGUGGUGGUGGUGCUGUUGAUCCCCUUGUCUGCUGGGAUCCUCUGGUUCGUGCUGUCCAGAAGAAAGAAGGCCUUGCCCAGCAAAGCCGAGGAGGAUCACUACACAGAGCUCCAGCCCUAUGAGAAUGUACAUGAGGGUAAUUACUGUGUGAUGGAGACUUUCCUUGAGAAAGAUGCAGGUAAAUGUGGCCAGGCUGGAGAGCCAUCUCCCAAGCCCUUGCCUGUUCUGGAAUCCUCAGGAGAGUCAAAGCAGUGAGGAAGAAGAGCAGCUGGAGUAAACAUCUGAGGCUCAAUGGUGAUGGCACUUGCCUUCUUCAGGCUUGGUCCUUCACCACUGUAAGCAGGACAAUGAAUCAUCUCAUGGAUUAUUGCUUCCCCCCAGUUAUCUUCAUCAAGCUCCAGAAUCCCCUGUCACAGCACAGGAGCAGCUCAAGGCAUGGGAUGACCUGCUUGUGCCUGCAAGGAUAUGUCCCAGUAGUUCUCCAGUGUUCUGGCAUAACCAUCUCACCAGCAUCUUGGUGCCUGCAAGUGUCCCUUGAGAAUGGAGGAGCUCACAACUCCUCUUUCCACCCUGUGUCCUUGUAUCCAUCUAGACCCUGUCCUCUGCUUGAGCUUUGCCUAGCUCUGCUGCCCUGGCCACUGUACUGCUGUGUCUGAAACAACCAAUAAAUUGUUCUGGUUUGCAGGGGCUGCCUGGCCCA